Molecule: messenger RNA, 3804 nt
Organism: Symbiodinium pilosum
Lineage: Eukaryota; Dinophyceae; Suessiales; Symbiodiniaceae
Source: the annotation of a GenBank genome assembly
AUGGCUGUAAACCGGAUGCAAGAGGCAGAGGAAGGCCAGCUGUUGUGGUCGGAGGUCGGCUCCAGCGACUUCUUACAAUUCGAUUUUGGAGGGUCGGCCUAUGAGGAUGAGCUGAAGAAGAAUCAGGCAAGGGCGAAAAACUUAUCCGCCAUCAAAUGUAUGGUGAAGACUCUUACGCCAUCAGGGGGUCCGACUGAGGACUCCCCAGGCUUGCGGGUGAUGUGGAUGGAACAUGAUUUCAAGUUCUUUGGAGGCUCCCUUGGCUGUGCCGAGGGCGAGAAGCUCACACGGGGAUUCGAGUAUGCCAAGCAGCAUGGUCUGCCAGUGGUGGUGAAAUGCGCAAGUGGUGGAGCAAGGAUGCAUGAAGGCACUUUGUCUUUGAUGCAGAUGGCCAAGAUUUCUUGUGCUGUCUCUGCUUUGAGCUCCGCUGGCCUGCCAUUCAUCACUUUGCUUGUGGACCCGUGCUACGGAGGUGUUAGUGCUUCCUAUGCGAUGCAGGCUGACGUUCGCAUUGGGGCGGAGAGGGGCCGCUUGGGUUUUUCGGGACCGCAAGUGAUUCUGAACACCCAGUUUGGUAUGCAUCAAAACUCUUACGAUCGUGAGUGUCCAGAUGAUUUUCAGAGCAAUGAGUUCGGCAUGCGCCAUGGCAUUGUGGACAUGGUGGUGCCUCCAGCGGAGAUGGAGUCCGUUGCUUGGCAGGUGCUGUCGGUCCUGGCAGCCAAGCCGCAGCGUGUUCUCCCUCCUCCUGGGGCGAUUACGCAGUUCCCGUCUGGAAAUCCUGUCUAUGUGAACUCACGUCUCCUUAGCCGCUACGACUCCUCAGACAUUAUCAAGGAGCUUGCGACUCGCUUCGUCGACCUUGGAGGUGACGGUAAGGGCCCCAACGGCCUUGACAAGUGCUUGCGCUGUGGUCUUGCAACCCUGCAGAGUGGCCGCCGUGUGGUGGUCAUGCGAUGCUGCAAGGGUCACACUCCAACAGAUCGUGAGCAUUUCAACCAUGCGAUGCCCGCACCCUCUGGCUACCGAACCGCCCUGAGGUUCUUCGACCUUGCUGAGCGCUUCAACUUGCCAGUGGUCACACUUGUGGACACCGUGGGAGCGUGGCCUUCCUUUGCCGCCGAGACGGCAGGGCAAAGUGAAGCCAUCGCGACGAAUCUGACCAAGAUGGGUGGGCUGAAGGUACCCAUCGUGACCGUCAUCGUUGGUGAGGGAGGCUCAGGAGGCGCCCUUGCCAUUGCCAUGGGCAACAAGAUCGGAAUGCUUUCCCAAGCCUACUAUUCCACCAUCACUCCAGAAGGGGCGGCUUCCAUUUUGGGUAGAUACAAGGAUGAUGACCAUAAGAAGGUGCAAUUUCCGGAGGAUUGCUUGGCUUUGGCAUCCAAGCAGAACAUCUACGCUCCGCAGUUGAAGGAGCUGGGGGUCAUCGAUGAGGUGAUUUGGGAGAAGGAGGGCGAGGACUGCAAGUCCUUCCCCGGGACGAUGGGCAAUAUCAGUGCCUUUGUGGAGGCCAGUCUCCAGGAGCUCUCCGGGAUGGACUCAGCGAAGCUGGUGGAGCAGCGUUAUCAGAAGUUCCGGAGCAUGGGCAAAUUCAAGGAGUACAGCCCGGAAGAAAGGGAGGCGCUCACGUCAGCUCCUGUGGAGGAGAAGGCCAAGAGGCAGCGUGUCGUGCCGACGCCGCCCAAGAUCCUGACCUACUUGACGGAGAAAACUCUGAAGGGUGCACAUUCCUUCCUCAAGGGGAAGGGUCCCGCCGACUGCCCCCGUCAUUGCUUCCUCAAGGUGGAGGUUGAGCCUGCGGCGAAGGCCGAGCGCAAUGCCAAGCAGAUCCUGGACGAGGAGGGUCCCGAAGCCAUGGCCAGGUGGGUUCGGGCCACCUCCAAGGAGCGAAUCCUGCUCACAGACACGACGCUACGUGACGCGCACCAGUCUCUUGUCGCCACGCGAAUGAGGACUGCGGACAUGCUGAAAGCUGCGCCCGAGAUGAGCAAGCACUUGCACCAAUACUUCUCCUUGGAGUGCUGGGGCGGCGCCACCUUUGAUGUCGCCUACCGCUUUCUGCAUGAGGAUGCUUUUCAGCGCCUCGAAGAGUUGAGGGCCGCUGUCCCCAACAUUUGCACACAGAUGUUGCUGCGUGGUGCCAAUGGAGUCGGCUACAAGUCCUACCCUGACAACGUCGUGGAGGAGUUUGUGCGCCAGGCCGCAACUUCGGGGAUGGAUAUCUUCCGGAUCUUCGAUUGCUUUAACGACGUUGAGCAGAUGAAGGUCUCCAUCAACGCUGUGCGCAAGAUGAAGAAGGUGGCCGAGAUCGCUAUGUGCUUCACAGGUGACUUCUUGAACCCUGAUGAGAAGAUCUAUACCCUGGACUACUAUAAGGAGCUUUGCAAGAAGUGCGUGGAUGCAGGAGCUCACAUGAUUGCCAUCAAGGACAUGGCGGGGUUGCUGAAGCCAGCUCAUGCACGUCCAAUGAUUGAGAUCAUCCGAUCAGUGUGUGAUCUACCCAUCCAUUUCCACACGCACAACACCUCCUCCGCUCAGCUUGCCACCUUGCACGCCAUGGCAGAUGCCGGCUGUGACAUUGUGGAUGGCUGUUUUGCAGCAUUCGCAGAUGGCACAUCGCAGCCAUCGCUGAAUGCCUUCAUCGCAACCAUGGAAGGAAGGCCCCGGGAUCCUAAGAUCAAUUGGAAGCAGCUUGAGGGCCUGGAUGCUUAUUGGGCCUCGGUUCGCGACAUGUACAGCCCUUUCGAGAGCGGCAUGAAGGCGAUGACGGCUCGUGUGUUCCAGCACCAGGUGCCUGGCGGUCAAUACUCAAACAUGUACGCUCAGUGCCACUCUCUCGGUGGCGAAAACUGGGACAAGGUUCUGCAGAUGUAUGCUGACGUCAACAUGUGGUGCGGUGACAUUGUGAAGGUCACGCCUUCUUCAAAGGCUGUUGGCGACAUCGCGCUGUUCCUGGUGAAGCAGGGCAUUGAGCCUUCCGACUUCGACAACAUACCAAAGAUGCAGUCUCUUCACUGGCCACAAAGCGCCAUCGAGCUGGCUCGAGGUGAGAUGGGCGUACCUCACUUUGGAUUCCCCCAGCGAAUGACAGCCGCAAUUCUCAAAGGUCAGCUGAAGCCCAUGGAGGGCAGACCAGGCGACACGCUGGCACCAGAAGACUUUGAGAAGGUGAAGGCACAGAUGAAGGAGGAAUUUGUCAUGGAACCUACAAGUGAGGACUUGAAUGCUUUCCUGAUGUAUCCAGGAGUAUUCCGAGACUACAAGAAGCACCUCGCCAAGGCAGGACCCUUGGCAACUUAUUUGCCAACCGCGGCAUUCUUCUACGGCCUCAACGUCAACGAGACCAUUGACUUUGACGUGCCUGGGGCCAACGUCAUGGAUGCCGAAGCCAAGAAUGAUGCUUCUUUGCCCAGGUCCAAAGCAAGCAUCCAGCUUACGCGCGUGGGCCCUCUUGAGCAUGACAUGAGGACUUGCGAGUGGCUGGUAGACGGCACCACAUACCAGGUUUCAAUCAAGGAUCCUCCCAAGAACGCUUCGUAUGCGGGUCCCAUGGCUGACCCCUCUAACAAGACUCACGUCUCGUGCCCUCUGCCCGGAGUGAUCCGUUCAGUAGUCAAAGAGGGUGCUGAGCUGAAGAAGGAUGACAUCCUUUUCACCGUGGUUGCCAUGAAGAUGGAGGUUGUUGUGAGGGCUCCAGCAGCGUGCGAAGUCACGGAAGUGUGCGUCGGCAUGGAGGCAGAGGUCGUGGACGGAGCGCUGCUGGCCAAGCUGACUAUGCUUGAGGAGGAGACCUUGCCCGGUGCCUAG